Molecule: messenger RNA, 3872 nt
Organism: Myxocyprinus asiaticus (Chinese sucker)
Lineage: Eukaryota; Metazoa; Chordata; Actinopteri; Cypriniformes; Catostomidae
Product: C-C chemokine receptor type 4-like
Exons: 2
Coding region: 115-1167 (350 amino acids)
Biological process (GO): immune response; G protein-coupled receptor signaling pathway; chemotaxis
Cellular component (GO): membrane
Molecular function (GO): chemokine receptor activity
Source: RefSeq, a predicted model, not a curated record
CUGAAGACAAAUGUACAGAAAGAAGGUGAAAUGUACUAGCCUCACUUCCAUGAGCAUAAGCAUCAAGUCUCAACAAGCGUUAGUGUCAACAUCUCACAGCAUCAAUUUAUCAUCAUGGAUGAGGCGCAUACAGAAAGAAUAGAUACAACACUGAACUAUGACUAUGGAAUAACAAACUAUGAGAACGGAAUCAAUGGCUUAUGCAGUACUGAAGAUUCAUACCUGAACUCGGAUUUAAAGGCUGCCAUUUUCUACAUGGUCUUUGUGCUUGGCUUCAUUGGCAACAUCACUGUUAUAUGGGUUCUCCUGAAAGUCAUGCAUCUGAAAAGUAUGACCAAUGUCUGCCUAUUGAAUCUGGCUCUAUCGGACCUACUAAUGGUCCUUUCACUGCCUUUCUGGGCUCUCUAUGUCCAGGGUCACUACUUAACAGUCAACGCAAUAUGUCGAGCUAUGGCAGGUCUAUACCAAGUGGGAUUUUACAGUGGCAUCCUGUUUGUGACCCUGAUGAGUGUGGAUCGCUAUCUGGUUAUCGUACAUGCCGUAGCAGUGCUGGGAGCAAAGAUGCUACGGCAUGGAGUUGCGGUGAGUCUCAUAAUAUGGGUGGUUUCGAUCUGUACCGCCCUCCCAGAGGCAAUAUUUGCAGCAAUGGUAACAGAGGAUAACAUUACCAGCUGCCAGAGAGUAUAUCCUAAUGGCACGGCCCGGACAUGGAAGCUUUUCCGGAACUUUAGUGAAAAUACAGUAGGGCUUUUUAUUUCUUUGCCAGUUAUAGCCUACUGUUAUAUCAGGGUCCUGUUGGUUGUGCAGAAAACCAAAAACUCAAAAAAGGAUCGGGCUAUAAAACUUAUCUUUGCUAUUGUUGUUGUGUUCGUGAUCUUCUGGGUGCCCUACAAUGUGGUGGUGUUUCUGAAAACCUUGCAGGAGUUUAAUAUUGUAAGCAGCUGUGAAGCUUCACAUCACAUAAACAUGGCCAUGGAUCUGACCGAGACAAUAGCACUAAUGCACUGCUGUGUAAAUCCAGUGAUUUAUGCUUUUGUUGGAGAGAAGUUUCAGAAAUGUCUAGCAAGCAUGUUUUCAAGACAUCUCCUAUGUGUGAAGGUCUACCAAGCAACUUCUUCUAUUCAUUCAAAAGUUUCAGACAAUGAAACCUCCAACACGGCUUUGUAAAGAAUGGAUAUUUCAGAUUUUCUUCAGUGUUUUUAUUUUUAAUUUUUUACAUGAUCCACAAAAGCAAAAGAGCACAACAGUAUGGUUCUGGAAGUAAAAAAUCAAAUUAAUUUUUACAAUCUAUUAUAAACCUUUAAAGACAGACCUAUCUUAAGCACAGAGGUUUUUAAUCAAUGGUAUAUGCUUCUGUUAAAGCCAUUAGUCCAUAAUCUUUACCAUAUAUACUAUUUUUGCUUUCUAUAUACUUUAUUCUCCCAUUGAAUUGAAUGCAACAAUUUAUGUAAAAAAGUAAUUCUGCUCAUAUUUCAUGAUUAAGGCCCAUUAUGUUUCAGAGGUUGUAUAUAUAUAUGUACAUACACUGGUGGCCAAAAGUUUGGAAUAAUGUACAGAUUUUGCUGUUUCGGAAGGAAAUUGAUAUUUUAAUUCACCAAAGUGGCAUUCAGCUGAUCACAAAGUGUAGUCAGGACAUUACUGAUGUAAAAAACAGCACCAUCACUAUUUGAAAAAAGUAAUUUUUGAUUAAAUCUAGACAGGCCCCAUUUCCAGCAGCCAUCACUCCAACACCUUAUCCUUGAGUAAUCAUGCUAAAUUGCUAAUUUGGUACUAGAAAAUCACUUGCUAUUAUAUCAAACACUGCUGAAAGCUAUUUGGUUCGUUAAACGAAGCUUAACAUUGUCUUUGUGUUUGUUUUUGAGUUGCCACAGUAUGCAAUAGACUGGCAUGUCUUAAGGUCAAUAUUAGGUCAAAAAUGGCAAAAAAGAAACAGCUUUCUCUAUAAACGCGUCAGUCAAUCAGUGUUUUGAGGAAUGGUUACUCGAAGGCAAUACAAUGCUUGAAAUUGCAAGCAUUUCAUACAAAGGUAUACACUACAGUCUUCAAAGACAAAGGACAACUGGCUCUAACAAGGACAGAAAGAGAUGUGGAAGGCCCAGAUGUACAACUAAACAAGAGGAUAAGUACAUCAGAGUCUCUAGUUUGAGAAAUAGACGCCUCACAUGUCCUCAGCUGACAGCUUCAUUGAAUUCUACCCACUCAACACCAGUUUCAUGUACAACAGUAAAGAGAAGACUGUAAGACUGGGGUGCAGGCCUUAUGGGAAGAAUUGAAAAGAAAAAGCCACUUUUGAAACAGAAAAACAAAAAAAAAAGGUUAAAGUGGGCAAAGAAACAGACAUUGGACAACAGAUAUUUGGAAAAGAGUGUUAUGGAUCUUAAACCCAUUGAGCUUUUGUGGGAUCAGCUGGACUGUAAGGUGCAUGAGAAGUGCCUGACAAGACAGCCACAUCUAUGGCAAGUGCUACAGGAAGUGUGGGGUGAAAUGUCACUUGAGUAUCUGGACAAACUGACAGCUAGAAUGCCAAGGAUCUGCAAAGCUUUCAUUGCUGCACGUGAAGGAUUUUUUGAUGAGAAUUAUUUGAAGUAGUUUAAGAAGUUGUGAAAUUUUUUUCAAAUUGUAAUAGUAAUUUUUCACAUUAUUAAUGUCCUGACUAACAUUGUGAUCAGCUGAAUGCCACUUUGGUGAAUAAAAGUACCAAUUUCUUUCCAUAAGAGCAAAAUAUGUACAUUAUUCCAAAAUUGUGGUCGCCAGUAUGUAUAUAUAUAUACACACUACCGGUCAAAAGUUUUGAAACACUUACUCAUUCUUUAUUAUACUUUUUUUUUUUUUUUUUUCACAUUUUAGAAUAAUAGUAAAGUCAUCAAAACUAUGGAAUAAUAGAAAUGGAAAUAUGGGAAUUAUGUUGUGACUAAACAAAAUCCAAAAUAAAUCAAAACUGUGUUAUAUUUUAGCAUCUUCAAAGUAGUCACCCUUUGCCUAGAAUUUGCAGACAUGUACUCUUGACAUUUUCUCAACCAACUUCUUGAGGUAUCACCCUGGGAUGAUUUUUCAACAGUAUUGAAGGAGUUCCCAUCUAUGUUGGGCACUUAUUGGCUGCUUUUCUUUAUUAUUUGGUCCAAGUCAUCAAUUUCAAAAACUUUUUUUUUUUUUUUUUAUAAAAUUUUAGUUUUAUAAUGAAAUAAAUUAAUAUGGUGGCACAAUUAUAUUUUUGUCUACAAAACUAAUUUCAAACAUUUAAGCAUACGCCUUCAGAUCAAAAGAUUUUUAAGAUCAUGGGAAACAUUUCGGUCAAAUGUUUCAAAACUUUUACCGGUAGUGUAUAUAUAUAUGUAUACAGUAUAAACAAAAUACAUUGACAUCACCUGAAAUAUGCGUGGGAGGAAGAUGUCAAUUUAAAGUGUUACUUUAGUAAAAAACUUUAGUACUUUACUAAAAAAAAAAAAAAAAAAUGCAUAUACUGUAACUGCACUCAUGUCUCUGUGUGUUAUACUCAUAAAAUUUGUCACUUUUCUUUUGCCUAAACUACUUGUUUCAGACAGAGAAAUGUAUAUACAGCAUAUCAAGAUAUUCAUCAAUAUGUAAAUAAACAAUUAAACCACAAACUUCUGUUUCUAAAACAUGUUGCAAUGCUACAUUUGAUCUCACAAGUCCUCCCUUACACACAAAGUGUAAUACUGCAGUCAAAUAUUCAGUUACACUAAUAACUAAGCAGUCCUUGAUGAAUGAUUAAAUAAUAAUAAUAAUAAUUUAAUAACACUUCACUGCCUCUACAUGUAGCCUCCUAUAGUAUAACUAUUCUAAUACUGUUGAAAAUAACUUAUGCUGUAUGUAUUUUGGGAACAUAACAUUUUAAAAUGUCACUUUACCCU